CCGCGCAGAAGAAAGCGAACAAACGAACGAACGGAAAAAGAGAAGGAAAGAAGAAAGAAAGCCCCCAAUAAAACCCGAACCCAUACCCCAACUUCCACCGCCUUCGACUUCAAGAAGCCCAAGAGACCGAAUAAUUCUCCAAUUCCUCUCCGUUCCCCUCUUUAUUAAUUCCCUCGACUCCUCUCGUAUUCGCCGUAUUUCUUCAUCUCAUACCAUCGAGUUAUUCUCCGAAUCCGAGAGAGAUUAAGAGUGGGGAAUGCGAGAGGGCUGCGUUCUUGGAGUUGGAUUCGAUCGAGGGAUUUUUCGUCUAGGGUUUCGCGGAUUGGGCGACCGGCGGGCCGAUCGAUGAGAGCCCCGACCGGCGGGAACCCUAGGGUUAGAUGCUCAUCGCCGCCGGCCUUCUCGCGCUGGACCUCUCGUCCCUGCUCCAGUUCGUGCUUGCCGCGCUCCUCAUACUCGCCGGGGCUCUCCUUCUGGUGAGGAAGGCCGCUUCCAGGUACUUCGUCGUCGACGCCAGCUUCGAGACCGCCACCACGGGGUACGAGGCGCGGCGCCAGAUGUCGAUCGGCGGCGAAAGUAGCGGCGGAGGCGACGUCUGUGCUUCCUGUGGGAGCUUGGCGACCAAGAAGUGCUCCCGGUGCAAGAGCGUCCGCUAUUGUUCACAAGCAUGCCAGUCAAAGCAUUGGGAAGCCGAGCACAAGCAUAAAUGCAAGCAAAUUAAGUUGUUAGAUAAGGCAGAGGUUGUUUCUUCUGGAAAUGGUGCUUGCAGAAGAAGGAAAUCUUCUGGGUUUAGCUCAAUUUCAUUAGUUCCUGCCCAAGGAACCUGCAAGGUGCUGCAUGAGCCAAAAAAGAUUCUUUUUCCUUAUGAUGAAUUUGUGGAGCUUUUCAACUGGGCUAUGCCAGGGUUUCCACCUUGUGGACUAGUUAAUUGUGGGAACAGUUGCUUUGCUAAUGUGGUUCUACAAUGUCUUACAUGCACUAGACCACUUGUUGCCUAUUUACUGGAGAGAGACCACAGUAGAGGAUGCUUUAGGAAGCGGGAUGAUUGGUGCUUCUUAUGCGAGCUUCAAGUACAUGUUCAAAGGGCAAGUAAAAGUUCUCAGCCUUUUCAACCUAUGAAUAUUCUUAAUCGACUGCCUAAUAUUGGUGGCAACCUUGGGUAUGGCAGACAGGAGGAUGCUCAUGAAUUCAUGAGGUUUGCGAUUGAUACAAUGCAAUCAAUUUGCCUUGAUGAGUUUGGAGGUGAAAAGGCUCUGGAUCCCAGUACCCAAGAGACAACCCUUAUUCAGCACAUAUUUGGUGGUCAUCUCCAGUCUCAGGUGAUAUGUACAAACUGCAAUGAGGUCUCAAAUCGCUAUGAGAAUAUGAUGGAUUUGACAGUUGAAAUUCAAGGGGAUGCCGAGUCUUUGGAGGAAUGCUUAGAUCAAUUUACUGUCAAGGAGUGGCUUGAUGGAGAGAAUAAGUAUAAAUGUGAUGGAUGCAAUGAUUAUGUUAAAGCAUGGAAACGUCUUACAGUUCAUCAGCCUCCAAAUAUCCUCACAAUUGCUCUUAAGAGAUUCCAGAGCGGUAGAUUUGGGAAACUAAACAAAAGAAUAACAUUUCCUGAGAACUUAGAUCUCACUCCAUACAUGAGUGGCAAUGGAGAUGGCACUGAUCUGUAUUCACUGUAUGCUGUCGUUGUUCACCUGGACAUGUUGAAUGCUUCAUUUUUUGGUCACUAUGUUUGUUAUACCAAAGACUAUCAUGGGCACUGGUAUAGGAUUGAUGACUGCAAGGUCUUGAAUGUCGAAGUGGAGGAAGUACUUGCUCAAGGUGCAUAUAUGCUCUUAUAUUGCAGGAAAACUGCCCGUCGGGAGCCUUUUGUUAAGCCUGUGGAUCCACCAAGGCAACAGCUCUCUGAAGCAAAUCCCAAGUUAUCAAGCCCUUCCACGGUAUCGAACUCCUUCAAGGUUUCCUGCCUGCCUUCUGAUGUUGAUAGCAAACCAAAUUCUAUUGAAGCAUCCUUGUUGAAGAAUACUGGACCUGAGAAAAUAUCUUCUGAAGGUGAUUUUAUAAAGAACAGAGAGCUGGAAGAUAUGGAAACGGAUGCACCUGCCAAGGUAAACCAUGUGACCUUACCUAGAGGUUUAGGAAAUAUGGAUAUGGAUGGUCCUUCGUUAAGUUCAUCGGUACCAAAGGAUCUUGAAGAAGGGAACCCUAGUCUUUGUUUUCCUGUGCCCUCUCUAAAUUAUAUGCAUUUGAAUUCUCCUCAGGAGCUUCCAUCCGUCGAAAUUCAUACAGUGGCAGAACCCUGUGUUUGUUCAGAUUUGGAAAGUCAUAUGGAAGAAGAUAAUGAUGGAUCAACUGGUAUAGCGGAAGCAUCCAAGGUGUCAAUACUGGAUCUCUCAGUCACUGGUCAAAAUAUUGGUGAUAAGAUAGCUGAUCCAUCUUCUGCUGUUCCUACCAUAAAUUCAAGUCUGGUUUCCGAACCUUCAGAUGAUUUGAGGCCAGAAUCAGAGCAGGCAGUAGCAGCAUGCAGCCCAUCAGGUUCAGCUAAUGGAAUUAGCAGGUUGGAUGACACCUCUUUUAUAGAUAAUGGAAACAAGGGUUUGCCAUCAUGUUGGGAGAAUGGUUAUAGAAGCAAACCAAAGCCCCUAUUUUCUCGUGGUUUUCUAGACAGGCCUGCCAGAAAGAAAUCUGUUGAUAGUAGUAGACAAAACCACACAGGAAGUCAUGGAGUUGCUCUUGUUCCCAGGGUAAAUGGUUACUGCAAUGGUCAUUCUGAUCUUGGGUUGUCAGAGCAAGAUUAUGAUAAUUGUUCUGCCAGUCUGAAGUCAUCUUGUGAAAAUGGCAGAGGGAUUAUUCGAGGUGACAUGUCGUUCAAAUCUCGUGGUUUCCUGAGAAGUUCUUAUACAAAAUCAUCAGAUGAAGAGGGGGUUAAGAAAACAGAGAUGCAGAAAUUUGAUUAUCGUAGCAAACCCAAGUGCAAUGGGUCCGUUGAACAGGCUUCUGUUGACAAAUUAGAUUUUAGGCCAGAGGCCUACUGCUCAAAUGGCAUAGACUUCACUAAAAUCAACCAUGAGGAGUUCCGUGAGACUGCUUUUGUUCAUGAAAACGGCAGUAAGGUCUACAAGAAAGAUGGUCCACUGACACCAGCUUUACAGAACAUGAAUGUUGGGUUGGGAGAUCUGCUGAAACCACCGUCUGGGUGUCUCAAUGAGCAUGACAUGUAGCGGUUCAGUAGUAGGUUGGCUUGCUCAGAUUCUAUAGAGGAAGAUGGAAGUAUUAUUUCAGGUGAUUAAGUGACAAGUAAUAGUUUGUAGAUGUGGGUCAAAAUUGCUCAGAGUACCGCGACAAUAUGUGCAGGCAAUGAUUGGACUGCGGACCAGCCGAAGUUAACCUGAGGCAAGAAGACUGCCUGAUUUGGUGGUUAAGCAUUCUUAGGGCACUUGCCAAAAAGAGGGGGCUUGCUUUCCGUCUUGUUUGGUAUAAUUAUUUUUUUCAUGGUUCCACUGAAGACAGGAGUGGAGGUGGGUCUCUGAGUUUCCACACAAUUUGCAGAAUCACAGAGGCUCCCCUAAUACCAUGUUCUCAUUAGUAUUUGUGCUGUAUAUUCUUAUUUUUUUCUAUUAUCUAGAACUGAAAUAAACUAUAUACAGUACGGAGUUAUUGCCUGCUCCUUUUUAUGAUGCUGAUCAUCGCAGUUGGGCAAGUGGAUAUUUUAUCAAUUCUGAUAGAACGUUGAUUGCAAAAGAUAGUUAUUAUUGGUU
This is a messenger RNA of Phoenix dactylifera (date palm), 3749 nucleotides long. RefSeq names its product ubiquitin carboxyl-terminal hydrolase 18-like. Lineage: Eukaryota; Viridiplantae; Streptophyta; Magnoliopsida; Arecales; Arecaceae. Gene Ontology annotation, molecular function: cysteine-type deubiquitinase activity. The record is from RefSeq and is a predicted model, not a curated record. Gene Ontology annotation, cellular component: nucleus; cytosol. Gene Ontology annotation, biological process: protein deubiquitination.